AUGUCCAGCUUGCAUGAUGCUACCCUGGUUCAGUGCAUUUUGCAGGACUCUCGCACCGUGAACGGUGAGAACAUCAAGACCAGGCUGUUUGGAAAAAUACCACUAUUGUGUGAGAUCCUGACCCCAGUCUACAAUGACCGACCGCUACAACAUCCACAGUCAGCUGGAGCACCUCCAGUCCAAAUACAUCGAAUGAGACCAAGGCUCGGGUUCCUCGUGGGGUAA
Messenger RNA from Knipowitschia caucasica, 225 nucleotides. The record is from the annotation of a GenBank genome assembly. Lineage: Eukaryota; Metazoa; Chordata; Actinopteri; Gobiiformes; Gobiidae.